Messenger RNA from Marmota monax (woodchuck), 9519 nucleotides. RefSeq names its product transient receptor potential cation channel subfamily M member 3 (gene Trpm3). Gene Ontology annotation, biological process: monoatomic cation transmembrane transport; protein tetramerization. The transcript is spliced from 27 exons. NCBI's taxonomy places the organism in Eukaryota, Metazoa, Chordata, Mammalia, Rodentia, Sciuridae. Gene Ontology annotation, molecular function: monoatomic cation channel activity. The coding region runs from base 243 to 5477 and encodes 1744 amino acids. The record is from RefSeq and is a predicted model, not a curated record. Gene Ontology annotation, cellular component: membrane.
CGACCACAGGCUGUUUUGUGCAGGCUGUCCCUCUCCUUCAAAACCCUGCAUCCCCUCCCAGAAGCAGCAGGCAGUGUGCCUUCAUUCAGCCACAUUUGGUAUGCAUGAGCACGGCUGCAGAGAGAGGGGAGGUGGCUUUCUUAAGAAGGUUCAGGGGCUCAGGAAACGCCACUUGACUAGUCUCCCAAGUUCCAGGAAGCCUCUGCCCUAAUGGAAUUUGCAGGUGUGGAGAUGACCAUGGGAUGCCAGGGCCGUGGGGAACCAUUUAUUUUCUAGGCAUUGCUCAGGUUUGCAGUUUCUUGUUUUCCCGGUGGAAUUUGGAAGGGGUCAUGAAUCAAACUGAUGCUUCUCGACCCCUAAAUUGGACCAUCCGGAAGCUGUGCCACGCAGCCUUUCUCCCAUCUGUAAGACUCCUUAAGGCACAGAAAUCCUGGAUAGAAAGAGCAUUUUAUAAAAGAGAAUGUGUUCACAUCAUACCCAGCACCAAAGACCCCCAUAGGUGUUGCUGUGGGCGUCUAAUAGGCCAGCAUGUCGGACUCACUCCCAGUAUCUCUGUGCUUCAGAAUGAGAAAAAUGAAAGUCGCCUCUCCCGAAAUGACAUCCAGUCUGAGAAGUGGUCCAUCAGCAAACACACUCAGCUCAGCCCAACGGAUGCUUUUGGGACCAUUGAGUUCCAAGGAGGUGGCCAUUCCAACAAAGCCAUGUACGUGCGAGUAUCCUUUGAUACGAAACCUGAUCUCCUUCUACACCUGAUGACCAAGGAAUGGCAACUGGAGCUUCCCAAGCUUCUCAUCUCUGUCCACGGGGGCCUGCAGAACUUUGAACUCCAGCCCAAACUCAAGCAAGUCUUUGGGAAAGGUCUCAUCAAAGCAGCCAUGACCACUGGAGCGUGGAUCUUCACUGGAGGGGUUAACACAGGUGUCAUUCGGCAUGUUGGAGACGCCUUGAAGGACCACGCAUCUAAAUCUCGAGGGAAGAUAUGUACCAUAGGUAUUGCCCCAUGGGGAAUUGUGGAAAACCAAGAGGACCUGAUUGGAAGAGAUGUAGUCCGGCCAUACCAAACCAUGUCCAAUCCCAUGAGCAAGCUCACUGUUCUCAACAGCAUGCAUUCCCAUUUCAUCCUGGCUGACAAUGGAACAACUGGAAAAUACGGAGCCGAAGUGAAACUUCGGAGGCAACUGGAAAAGCAUAUUUCACUUCAGAAGAUAAACACAAGAUGCCUGCCGUUUUUCUCUCUUGACUCCCGCUUGUUUUAUUCAUUUUGGGGUAGUUGCCAAUUAGACCCCAUUGGAAUCGGACAAGGGGUUCCGGUGGUGGCACUCAUCGUGGAAGGAGGGCCCAAUGUGAUCUCCAUCGUUUUGGAGUACCUCCGAGACACGCCUCCUGUGCCUGUGGUGGUCUGUGAUGGCAGUGGACGGGCAUCUGACAUCCUGGCAUUUGGGCAUAAAUAUUCAGAAGAAGGCGGACUUAUAAAUGAAUCUUUGAGGGACCAGCUACUGGUGACUAUACAGAAGACUUUCACAUACACCCGAACCCAAGCUCAGCAUCUGUUCAUCAUCCUCAUGGAGUGCAUGAAAAAGAAGGAAUUGAUUACAGUUUUUCGGAUGGGAUCAGAAGGACACCAGGACAUUGAUUUAGCUAUCCUGACAGCUUUACUCAAAGGUGCCAAUGCCUCGGCCCCAGACCAACUGAGUUUAGCUUUAGCCUGGAACAGAGUGGACAUCGCUCGAAGCCAGAUCUUUAUUUAUGGGCAACAGUGGCCGGUGGGGUCUCUGGAACAAGCCAUGUUGGAUGCCUUAGUUUUGGACAGAGUGGAUUUUGUGAAAUUACUCAUAGAGAAUGGAGUAAGCAUGCACCGUUUUCUCACCAUCUCCAGACUAGAGGAAUUGUACAAUACGAGACAUGGGCCCUCAAACACAUUGUACCACUUGGUCAGGGAUGUCAAAAAGCGAGAAUAUCCAGGUUUCGGUUGGAUCUAUUUUAAGGGGAACCUGCCCCCAGACUACAGGAUCAGCCUGAUUGACAUCGGCCUGGUGAUCGAGUACCUGAUGGGCGGAGCUUACCGCUGCAACUACACGCGCAAGCGCUUCAGGACCCUCUACCACAACCUCUUCGGCCCCAAGAGGCCCAAAGCCUUGAAACUUCUGGGAAUGGAGGAUGAUAUUCCCCUGAGGCGAGGAAGAAAGACCACCAAGAAACGUGAGGAAGAGGUGGACAUCGACUUGGAUGACCCUGAGAUCAACCACUUCCCUUUCCCUUUCCAUGAGCUGAUGGUGUGGGCUGUCCUCAUGAAGAGGCAGAAGAUGGCCCUGUUCUUCUGGCAGCAUGGAGAGGAGGCCAUGGCCAAGGCCCUGGUGGCCUGUAAACUCUGCAAAGCCAUGGCUCACGAGGCCUCCGAAAAUGACAUGGUUGAUGACAUUUCCCAGGAGCUGAACCACAACUCCAGGGACUUUGGCCAGCUGGCUGUGGAGCUCUUGGACCAAUCCUACAAGCAGGAUGAGCAACUGGCCAUGAAACUGUUGACCUACGAAUUGAAGAACUGGAGCAAUGCCACAUGCCUGCAGCUGGCUGUGGCUGCCAAGCACCGUGACUUCAUUGCACACACGUGCAGCCAGAUGCUGCUCACUGACAUGUGGAUGGGUCGGCUCCGCAUGCGCAAGAACUCAGGCCUCAAGGUAAUUCUGGGAAUUCUACUUCCUCCUUCAAUUCUCAGCUUGGAGUUCAAGAACAAAGAUGACAUGCCCUAUAUGACUCAGGCACAAGAAAUCCAUCUCCAAGAGAAGGAGCCAGAAGAACCAGAGAAACCCACAAAGGAAAAAGAUGAAGAGGACAUGGAACUGACUGCAAUGUUGGGACGAAACAAUGGGGAGUCAUCCAGGAAGAAGGAUGAAGAGGAAGUUCAGAGCAGGCACCGGUUAAUCCCUCUGGGCAGAAAAAUCUAUGAAUUCUACAAUGCACCCAUUGUGAAGUUCUGGUUCUACACUCUGGCAUAUAUCGGAUACCUGAUGCUCUUCAACUAUAUCGUGUUAGUGAAGAUGGAGCGCUGGCCUUCAACCCAGGAAUGGAUCGUCAUUUCCUAUAUUUUUACCCUGGGAAUAGAAAAGAUGAGAGAGAUUCUGAUGUCAGAGCCAGGCAAGUUGCUGCAGAAAGUGAAGGUGUGGCUGCAGGAGUACUGGAAUGUCACAGACCUCAUAGCCAUCCUUCUGUUCUCUGUUGGAAUGAUCCUUCGUCUUCAAGACCAGCCCUUCAGGAGUGAUGGGAGAGUUAUCUAUUGCGUGAACAUCAUUUAUUGGUACAUCCGUUUACUAGACAUCUUCGGAGUGAACAAGUAUCUGGGCCCAUAUGUAAUGAUGAUUGGAAAAAUGAUGAUAGACAUGAUGUACUUUGUCAUCAUUAUGCUGGUGGUACUGAUGAGCUUUGGAGUCGCCAGGCAAGCCAUCCUCUUUCCCAAUGAGGAGCCAUCAUGGAAACUGGCCAAGAACAUCUUCUACAUGCCCUACUGGAUGAUUUAUGGGGAAGUGUUUGCAGACCAGAUAGACCCUCCCUGUGGACAGAAUGAGACCCGAGAGGAUGGCAAAAUCAUCCAGCUGCCCCCAUGCAAGACAGGAGCAUGGAUUGUGCCGGCCAUCAUGGCCUGCUACCUCUUGGUGGCAAACAUCCUGCUGGUCAACCUCCUCAUUGCUGUCUUUAACAAUACAUUUUUUGAGGUAAAGUCGAUAUCCAACCAAGUGUGGAAGUUUCAGAGAUAUCAGCUCAUCAUGACAUUCCAUGAAAGGCCAGUGCUGCCCCCACCUCUGAUCAUCUUCAGCCACAUGACCAUGAUAUUCCAGCACCUCUGCUGUCGAUGGAGGAAGCACGAGAGCGACCCAGAUGAAAGGGACUAUGGCCUGAAACUCUUCAUAACUGAUGACGAGCUCAAAAAAGUACACGAUUUUGAAGAGCAGUGCAUAGAGGAAUAUUUCAGAGAAAAGGAUGAUCGAUUCAACUCAUCCAAUGAUGAGAGGAUACGGGUGACUUCAGAAAGGGUAGAGAACAUGUCCAUGCGGCUGGAGGAGGUCAAUGAGAGAGAGCACUCCAUGAAGGCUUCACUCCAGACCGUGGACAUCCGGCUGGCACAGCUUGAGGACCUCAUCGGGCGCAUGGCCACAGCCCUGGAGCGCCUGACGGGUCUGGAGCGAGCUGAGUCGAACAAGAUACGCUCGAGGACCUCCUCGGACUGCACAGACGCAGCCUACAUCGUCCGCCAGAGCAGCUUCAACAGCCAGGAGGGAAACACCUUCAAGCUCCAAGAGAGUAUAGACCCUGCAGGUGAGGAGACCAUGUCCCCAACCUCUCCAACCUUAAUGCCCCGUAUGCGAAGCCAUUCUUUCUAUUCAGUCAAUAUGAAAGACAAAGGUGGUAUAGAAAAGUUGGAAAGUAUUUUUAAAGAAAGGUCCCUGAGCCUACACCGAGCUACUAGUUCCCACUCAGUAGCAAAAGAAUCCAAAGCUCCUGCAGCCCCUGCAAACACCUUGGCCAUUGUUCCUGAUUCUAGAAGACCAUCGUCAUGCAUAGACAUCUAUGUCUCUGCCAUGGAUGAGCUUCACUGUGACAUAGACCCUCUGGACAAUUCCGUGAACAUCCUUGGGUUGGGAGAGCCAAGCUUUUCGGUUCCAGCACCUUCCACAGCCCCUUCAAGCAGUGCCUAUGUAACCCUUGCACCCACAGACAGACCUCCAAGCCGGAGCAUCGAUUUUGAAGACAUCACCUCCAUGGACACUAGAUCUUUUUCUUCAGACUAUACCCACAUUCCAGAAUGCCAAAACCCCUGGGACUCAGACCCCCCUAUGUAUCACACCAUUGAGCGUUCCAAGAGUAGCCGCUACCUAGCCGCCACACCCUUUCUUCUAGAAGAGGCCCCCAUAGUGAAAUCUCAUAGCUUUAUGUUUUCUCCUUCGAGGAGUUAUUACGCCAACUUUGGGGUGCCUGUGAAAACAGCAGAAUAUACAAGUAUUACGGACUGUAUUGACACGAGGUGUGUCAAUACCCCUCAAGCGAUUGCAGACAGAGCCACCUUCCCCGGAGGUCUUGGCGAUAAAGUAGAGGACUUAUCUUGCUGUCAUCCUGAGCGAGAAGCAGAACUGAGCCACCCUAGCUCUGACAGUGAGGAGAAUGAGGCCAGAGGCCGGAGAGCAGCCAUCGCGAUGUCCUCCCAGGAGGGUGACAACUCAGACAGAAACCUAUCCAACAACAUCACGGUUCCCAAGAUAGAGCGUGCCAACAGCUACUCAGCAGAGGAGCCAAGCGUGCCAUAUGCACACACCAGGAAGAGCUUCUCUAUCAGUGACAAGCUCGACAGGCAGCGGAACACGGCAAGCCUGCGAAAUCCCUUCCAGAGGAGUAAGUCCUCCAAGCCGGAUGGCCGAGGGGACAGCCUGUCCAUGAGGAGACUGUCCAGAACGUCGGCUUUCCACAGCUUUGAAAGCAAGCACAACUAACUCUUCCUACCAUGCCUUGCAGGAGGCUCGAGAAUCCAGCCCUAAAUUCUCCCCAAACUCCACCUUUUUCCCCCUUCCUUGAAUCACACCCGCUUUAUUCUUAGCUGAGCAAAACAAGCAAUGUGUUGGGAGAUGUUAAAUCAAAGGUGACUUCUGGGCCACAGAUCAAGAAAACAUUUGAUCUGACCCAGUGCCAAACACAGGGUAGUUGGAGCAUGUUCACACUUGCUGGGUAGGGAGGGGAUGGGGGGAGAAGAAGGGUUAGAGAUGAAUGUGUAUCACCAGUCACUGCAGAAAGCCAUGAGCUCUGGGGAACCAAGGGGCUUCAAGCACUCUCAACGCCAGGAGGCAUCUUGUGAUUUCUACCCAUUAUCAAGAGCUUUAGGAUGCAGGGCUAAAUUGCAAAAUAAAAUAAAAUAGCCAGCAUACAAAAUGAGAUAUUCUAAACUUCAAUUCUGUUUUCUUUUCACAUUGGCUCCAUCACUGGUGACUGAUGAAGAGCAUCCUUUUUAUUCAGUAUAAGCCGGCAGCAAGCAGUUCUACCUAACGUCCCACAUCCUUCUCAUGCCAACACUUCUGUAAUUGGUCAUUAUAAAGAAAAAAACAAGGUAACAGUCAUAGUUCACCUGUCUCUUAUAUAUUCACUUCUGGUGCCACAACUGUUUUAUCUUUUUUGAAGAAAAUAAGGGAACAGAAAUGCCUUUUGGUCUUGCAAUGGAAAUGAUAGAAGAGUUGAUGUUAGAAGCAACAGUCACAUGAUGUAUAUCAUAUAUGGUGGGCAUUCCAGUAUAGUCAAGCAAGCUCAGGAUGAAUGUAAUUAAAUAACUUUAUAUUUCUUAAUUUAUUUUGUAUCUCUCUUGUCAUCAGUGAAUUCACUCAUUGAAUAUGUAAUGUUGAACUUAAAAAAAAAAAAAACAGUGAGCAGAACUAACCUAAAAUUGCCAUAUGGAAUAUUGUUGUAUUCUCUCCAUUCAUGUCAUGUGUUGUGCUGCUGUGUGACCUUCUUCAUAUGCAUGACUCCACCUACUGCGUCCUUUGAUCACCUCAAGGUGUAACUGCCAAUUUUUCACACCACUCAUCGUAUGGCCAUUUUGUAUACAAAAACCUGGUUAUAUGUGGCUAUUUUCAUACCUAGAGUUUUGCCAUCUAAUCUGAGCUCAGCAUAAAUUUAAUUGGAAUUUUUCAAGGGCUGGUAUCUUUUUUAUGGAAAUGUUCCAAAGUACUUUUUAAGGAAGUUUCAAAACCAUAAAUAACUUUAGAAUUGACUAGGAGUUUGGUAUCAAUCCAAAGCCAUCAGUUGCAGGCAUGCCAUGAAUAUUUUUCUUAUAUACAGAGCUAUAAAAAAAAAGAUAUAGUAGGCCAAAAUAGAAAGCAAAUAAACCAUAUAAAGAGUUCUCUAGUAUAUGCUGCUUAUAUACAUAUAUAUGCAUUUACAUAGCAACACAUGUUUAUAUAUAGUAUAUAAACAGACAUACAGAGCUUUCUUAAGAGGCUUGGACUUUUCUAUCUCCUGGAGGUAUAACCAAGAUUUUUUAAUAUCCAAGAAGUUCCAUUGAAAGAGUUCAUUUUACCAUUAGACCAAAUGUUGAAACUAUGACUUUUUAAAUCUCUGAUCACCUUAACUUUUCCAUGUACCAAAUAACAGUUGUCAAAAUGACUCACCCUGCCUUCUGCCCCUUUUUGUCCAAAAACACUCACUCUCAUGAUAUUGCCUUUAUUCUGGUUUCUCCCACACAAAGCUAUUACACCAAGUACAAUCUGAAUAGAUGUGCAAUUCUAAACCAGCUAGUGUGAUGAACUCUAGAAUAGAAGCAUAAGCAUAAGCUUCUCUUCUAAAGUCACAGUCAUGGUUUGAAGUGACAUAAAGAAAUCUUGACCCCAAAUCUUCAGAUUCCUAUUUGGAUCAUUGAAAUUUUAAAAAGAAUGAAACCUUUAAGAAAAAUAACUUCAUGUUCCUGGCCCAAGAUCCUACCUGGUUAUUUUUUUCAAUUGUAGUUGUAAACAUUAGGUUAUAUCCCAUUUUGAGAAAUCAAGUAAGUUUAUUGACAAAAACCUCUAGCCUUUAAAUAUUAAAAAAGAAAAAAACUGAACAAGCUUUUUGGUACAAAGUGACAAGGUCACGUGUGUAAAGAAUUCCUUCUGCAUUCCUUAUACUCCUUAGUAGGUAGGGCACUCAAUAACAAAUACCCAAGCCCUUCAUUUAUAAUUGUUCUGGAGACAGUUUCGCUUUACUGGGCCCUAUGUUGGAGUUUUCCCUCUCAGUAGAUAUGCUUUCAGUCUGAGAAUAAAUCAGCCGUCUUUCAACCUCCUAGAGUGAUGAGUCCCUUGGAGGAUCUGAUGAACACACUGUCUUCUCCCCCAACUCCCUAAAAAUGUACAUACAUGUGAAGUUGCAAUAUAACUUUAAAAAGUCCAUAACCUCCUGGUCUAUACUGAUUGAUAAUGAGAAAAAGGAAUGACAUUUGCUCAUAAUCAGUAUAGUUGCAAUAGGCACUUUACAUCUUAAGACCAUUUCCCUGUGAUUCUCAGGAAGGCCAAGUCUCAGCACCAGAUUUGAACCACCGUUUCAUUAUUUUCAUUGCUUAGAUUAGAUGUGACUAGUUGGAUACCCUUACGUGCUAAUGUUUUGAUGGUUUUAAGCGGUGAGCACACUCACAAAGUUGAAGGCUCUCUGUGGGAGUCUCUGGAGGAAUCCAAGGAGGUGAAGCCAUUCUUUGACCAUAGAGCAGGACAAGCACCUCCAGAGCCUCGUUCUGGACCAGAUUGGAAGUGAGGGAAAGAAAUGAUGAGCGCAUGUGUUUCCAUUCGUCAUGAUUUCCAGAGAGAAAAGGAACAGGACCUGGGAAACUAAAUACUUAACAGUCCUGAUCUUGUAAACACCUGGUUCUUUGGUUGUGCAUGAAACUAAACGUUAACAUCUUUGGUGAAGUGUGUGACAUGUAUAAACCAAAUUCAAAUGACUUUAGACACAAACUGCGUAAUCCUCACAAGCCAUCUCUUUCCUGUGCACAUGCGUGUGUGUGUGUGUGUGUGUGUGUGUGUGAGUUGUUGAUCUCUGUCUCUUUCCAUUUCCGGGUCCUCUGUGCACCAGCGUGGCAUCGAUUCUGCGGCCUUGUACAGUCAGGUUGUGCUCAGCUCAUUUAUUCCACCAUGUCCCUGAUUGAGGGAGCAUUAAUUACCUGUCUAUGUGAAUUAAGCAACUCAUGAGCAGCAAGUUAUUGAGGACGGUAAAUAAAGUCAUAGCUCCAGGAAGUAAAUAGCUUCUGUUUAAUCAUCUGCUUCAGAGGUGCCAAUUUUUAUAUACUACUAUAGGUAAUGAUUUGUUCUAAAUUGCUUGUUCUUUUCGGAAAAAAAAUUAAGGAUGUUUUAUGAAAAUGACUGUGAAGGUUUCCUGAUUAACCAACAUACUUUAUAUUUAUCGUUAGAAAAAUAUAACGGCUUUGAACGAGGAGCUGGAAAGCUGAGUGCACUUGGCAUGGCUAGUUUUUGUAUUUCUGCAAGCCAAAAGGUGUAUUAGCAGUCAGAACACAGCACUUUACAGAACUGGAUUUUUUUUAAGUCUAAGCUUCUGAGGCCAGGACAAUAUUUAGCACUUUGAAAGUUCCCCUUUUAAAAAAUAUAUAUAAGUAUAAUUAAAUGGGAAAAAAUGUACUUGUAAAAACACAAAGUGUGUUUCUUCUGAAUGUUUCAAAAUGUAUUCUAAAAUAUGGUUUCUAUAGAUACUAUGGUAGAUAACUGGAUAGUACUUUUUUUUCUUCUUUCUGAGGCUGUACAGUCUAAUCUUCCUAAAUGUUUGGGCUGUUUAAUUUCUUUAAAGAUAAUAAAAUAUUAUCCAGUCAUCCAUCAUGCUAUAUCUGUAGGCUAUACCAUAAGAUAUGUUGGGCAAUGCUGUAUUAUAAAACAUAUGUAAACAUAUAUGUAACCCGUGUUUAACCCAGCAUAGUUGUAGCAUGUGGUUGUAUUAAUGAACGUUACAGGACAGCUUUAUAAUCAUUUAUAAAUCUGUAACAUUCAAUAAAGAAGCACAUGUUGCAAGGAUUAA